UCGGGGCAGCAGCCUCCGCGGCCGCCCGCCUCCCCGGAUGAGCCGUCGGUGGCAGCAUCGUCGGUGGGCAGCAGCCGCCUGCCACUCAGCGCCUCGCUCGCCUUCUCCGACCUCACCGAGGAGAUGCUGGACUGCGGGACCGGCGGCUUGGUGCGGGAGCUGGAAGAGCUGCGUUCCGAGAACGACUAUCUCAAGGACGAGAUUGAGGAGCUGCGGGCUGAGAUGCUGGAGAUGCGGGAUGUCUACAUGGAGGAAGAUGUGUACCAGCUACAGGAGCUCCGGCAGCAGCUGGACCAAGCCAGCAAGACCUGUCGCAUCCUGCAGUACCGACUGCGUAAAGCCGAGCGCCGCAGCCUCCGCGCGGCCCAGACAGGCCAGGUGGAUGGUGAGCUCAUCCGUGGUCUGGAGCAGGAUGUCAAGGUCUCUAAGGACAUCUCCAUGCGGCUUCAUAAGGAGCUGGAGGUGGUGGAGAAGAAGCGGAUGAGGCUGGAGGAGGAGAACGAGGGCCUUCGGCAGAGGCUCAUCGAGACGGAGCUGGCCAAGCAGGUGCUGCAAACGGAGCUGGAUCGUCCCAGAGAGCACUCCUUGAAGAAAAGAGGAACCCGAUCUCUGGGGAAGACGGACAAGAAGCCCACUGCACAGGAGGACAGCGCAGACCUGAAAUGCCAGCUGCAUUUCGCAAAGGAGGAGUCGGCCCUCAUGUGCAAGAAGCUCACCAAGCUGGCCAAGGAGAACGACAGCAUGAAGGAGGAGCUGCUCAAAUACCGCUCCUUGUAUGGAGACCUGGACGCAGCCCUGUCCGCGGAGGAGCUGGCGGAUGCUCCGCACUCCCGCGAGACAGAGCUGAAGGUGCACCUGAAGCUGGUGGAGGAGGAGGCCAACUUGCUGAGCCGGCGCAUCGUGGAGCUGGAGGUGGAGAACCGGGGCCUCCGGGCCGAGAUGGACGACAUGAAGGACCACGGGGGUGGCGGGGGCCCCGAGGCCCGGUUGGCCUUCUCGGCUCUGGGUGGUGAAUGCGGGGAGAGCCUGGCUGAGUUGCGGCGCCACCUGCAGUUCGUGGAAGAGGAGGCUGAGCUGCUGAGGCGCUCUUCCGCUGAGCUGGAGGACCAGAACAAGUUGCUGCUGAACGAGCUGGCCAAAUACCGCUCCGAGCACGAGCUGGAUGUGACUCUGUCCGAGGACAGCUGCUCGGUGCUCAGCGAGCCCUCGCAGGAGGAGCUGGCGGCCGCCAAACUGCAGAUCGGCGAGCUCAGCGGCAAGGUCAAGAAGCUGCAGUAUGAGAACCGCGUGCUCCUCUCCAACCUGCAGCGCUGCGACCUGGCCUCUUGCCAGAGCACACGCCCCAUGCUGGAGACGGACGCCGAGGCUGGGGACUCUGCGCAGUGCGUGCCCGCUCCCCUGGGCGAGGCGCUGGAGCCCCACACUGCUCGGCUCUGCAGGGCCCGCGAGGCCGAGGCGCUGCCCGGGCUGCGGGAGCAGGCCGCCCUGGUCAGCAAGGCCAUCGACGUCCUGGUGGCUGAUGCCAAUGGCUUCUCGGUUGGCCUCCGGCUGUGCCUGGACAAUGAGUGUGCAGACUUGCGGUUGCACGAGGCACCUGAUAACAGUGAGGGACCCAGGGAUGCCAAGCUCAUCCAUGCUAUCCUGGUGCGGCUGAGCGUGCUGCAGCAGGAAUUGAACACUUUCACGCGCAAGGUGGAUGUGGCCUUGGGUAGCUCUGGCAAGGAGCAACCUGAGCCCUUCCCUGCGCUACCCGCCUUGGGCUCCCAGGGGUCCUCUAAGGAGAUCAUGCUGGCCAAAGACCUUGGCUCUGACUUCCAGCCAUCUGACUUCAGAGAGCUGCUGGAAUGGGAGCCCAGGAUCCGGGAGGCCUUCCGUGCUGGUGACUUGGACUCCAAGCCUGACCCUAGUCGGAACUUCCGGCCUUAUCGAGCUGAAGAUAAUGAUUCCUAUGCCUCUGAGAUCAAAGAGCUUCAGCUGGUCCUGGCGGAGGCCCACGACAGCCUCCGGGGCUUGCAGGAGCAGCUGUCCCAGGAGCGGCAGCUCCGGAAGGAGGAGGCAGACAGCUUCAACCAGAAGGUGGUCCAGCUAAAAGAAGACCAGCAGAGGGCGCUGCUGAGGCGGGAGUUCGAGCUCCAGAGUCUGAGCCUCCAAAGGAGGCUGGAGCAGAAAUUCUGGAGCCAGGAGAAGAACAUCCUGGUGCAGGAGUCCCAGCAGUUCAAGCACAACUUCCUGCUGCUCUUCAUGAAGCUCAGGUGGUUCCUGAAGCGCUGGCGGCAGGGCAAGGUCCUGCCCCACGAGGAGGAUGACUUCCUGGAGGUAAACAGCAUGAAGGAGCUGUACCUGCUCAUGGAGGAAGAAGAGAUGAACGCCCAACACUCGGAUAACAAGGCCUGCACAGGGGACAGCUGGACCCAGAACACGCCUAAUGAGUACAUCAAGACCCUGGCUGACAUGAAGGUCACACUGAAGGAGCUGUGCUGGCUGCUCCGGGACGAGCGUCGCGGUCUGACUGAGCUUCAGCAGCAGUUUGCAAAGGCUAAGGCCACAUGGGAGACGGAGCGGGCAGAGCUCAAGGGCCAUGCGUCACAGAUGGAGCUGAAGGCUGGGAAGGGUGCCGGCGAGCGGCCCGGGCCCGACUGGAAGGCUGCGUUGCAGCGGGAGCGGGAAGAGCAGCAGCACCUCCUGGCCGAGUCCUACAGCGCCGUCAUGGAGCUGACGCGGCAGCUGCAGAUCAGCGAGCGCCACUGGAGCCAGGAGAAGCUGCAGCUGGUGGAGCGGCUGCAGGGCGAGAAGCAGCAGGUGGAGCAGCAGGUGAAGGAGCUGCAGAACCGCCUCAGUCAGUUGCAGAAGGCUGCUGAACCCUGGGUCCUGAAGCACUCAGACCUGGAAAAGCAGGACAACAACUGGAAAGAGACACGAAGUGAGAAGAUCCACGACAAGGAGGGUGUUUCUGAAGCUGAACUUGGGGGAACCGGCUUAAAGAGGACCAAAUCGGUUUCCUCCAUGUCUGAGUUUGAAAGUUUGCUUGACUGCUCCCCCUACCAUGCUGGUGGAGAUGCCCGGAACAAGAAGCUGCCCAACAGCCCCCCUUUUGCCUUUGUGAGUACUGAGCCAGUGGAGGCCGAGAAAGAUGCCAAGGAAAAGCCUGGGCUUUCCACCCGGGACUGCGGCCGCAUGGGUUCCCUGGCUUGCCAGGAGCCUGCAGGGAGGCAGAUGCAGCGCAGCUACACUGCUCCAGACAAGACGGGCAUACGAGUCUACUAUAGUCCCCCGGUGGCCCGGCGCCUGGGUGUCCCUGUGGUCCAUGACAAGGAGGGCAAGAUCCUCAUUGAACCGGGCUUCCUCUUCACCACAGCCAAGCCCAAGGAGUCAGCCGAGGCGGAUGGGCUGGCUGAGAGCUCCUACAGCCGGUGGCUUUGCAACUUCUCCCGGCAGCGACUGGAUGGAGGAUCCGGGGGCAACGCCUCGGCUUCCGGAUCUGCUUUCCCCGCAGCCUUGCGUGACUUUGAGAUGUCGGGCAACAUGAGCGACGACAUGAAGGAGAUCACCAACUGUGUGCGGCAGGCCAUGCGCUCCGGCUCCCUGGAGAGGAAGGUGAAGAGCACAUCCAGCCAGACGGUGGGCGUGGCCAGCGUGGGCACGCAGACCAUUCGGACGGUCAGCGUGGGCCUGCAGACUGACCCACCCCGCAGCAGCCUCCAUAGCAAGAGCUGGUCCCCCCGCAGCUCCUCGCUCAUGUCAGUGCGCAGCAAGCAGAUCUCCUCCUCCCUGGACAAGGUCCAUUCGCGCAUCGAGCGGCCAUGCUGCUCGCCUAAGUACGGCUCCCCCAAGCUCCAGAGGCGAUCGGUGUCCAAGCUGGACAGCACCAAGGACCGCAGCUUGUGGAACCUGCACCAAGGCAAGCAGAACGGCUCGGCCUGGGCCCGCUCCACCACCACACGGGAUAGCCCCGUGCUGAGGAACAUCAACGAUGGGCUGUCCAGCCUCUUCAGCGUGGUGGAGCACUCGGGGAGCACGGAAUCUGUCUGGAAACUGGGCAUGUCUGAGGCCCGAACCAAGCCCGAGCCUCCCAAGUACGGCAUUGUGCAGGAGUUCUUCCGGAACGUGUGUGGCCGGGCCCCGAGCCCCACCACCGCAGCGGGAGAGGAGAGUUCCAAGAGACCAGAGCCUCUUUCCCCAGCCAGCUACCAUCAGCCUGAGGGUGUAGCCAGGAUUCUGAAUAAGAAGGCAGCCAAGGCAGGCGGUAGUGAAGAGGUCAGACCCACCAUGCUCUCCCAGGUGGGGAAGGAUGGUGUCCUUCGGGAUGGAGAUGGCGCCUUGAUCCUCUCCAGUGAGGAUGCUGUUUGUGACUGUAGUGCCCAGUCGCUCGCCUCCUGCUUCGUCCGGCCAUCCCGCAACACCAUCCGACAUUCUCCUUCCAAGUGCAGACUGCACCCUUCAGAGUCGGGCUGGGGCGGGGAGGAGAGGGCAGCCCCACAGUGAGUCCCAGGGCAUCUAAGCUCCCGCCUCAAGCAGCCCAGACCCUGGAGAUGAGACAAGGGGUCACGUCCUCAGCCUCACUCUGCCCAGGAGGAACAGCAGCUGUACCACUGCCAGAGAAGAGCUUUUCAAGGUAAAGCAGGGUGUCCCGCUGACUGCUGGGAGGUGACCUCUGAUUUCCAGGGGAAGGCAGUGAGCAGGAGAAAGACCAAACCUGGGUCAUCAGGGCUCUGAGCCUCAAAAGCACCUGAAGCGCUCCACAAGUCAUCUCUGGAUCCUAAAGGGGGCCUGGUACCACCCACACCGCUUCUUAGAAGGAUCUAGAAAAGGAGGGAUUUCUGGCCAGGAAUGGGGCUCACAGAGAUGGGCCCUACCUGACCACAUGUGGAGAAGCCGCCGAGAAGACUGGGUUUUGCUUAGGGCCCAGCUUGCCGCUCCUGAGGAGUGGGUGGGCUGAGCGGCAUCACCAUCACUUCUUGCUUCCUCCUCCCAGCUCUGCUGAUCCGGUUGCUAGGCCUUCUUGGAGCAGGGAAGGGGGAUAUGAUAGAGCGGAAGCCAGGGCCAAGUACACUUGGAAUCCUGGAGCCCUGGAUCCCCCUCCUGUACCCACAUGUAACAAGAACUGGGAGGCAGGGAGGAGUGUGUAAGGUUCAGAAUUGGAGGCCAGGAGAGCUGGCUCCCUUGUCAAGGUGACUUGAAAACCCGACUUUCAUAGGAGACUCCAUGAGAACAGAAAUGGGUAGGGUCCAUCUCAACACCUGACGCAGAGGUAAAAGCCUACAUGGCAUGCCUUGAUCCCUAGGGCCUCUUUCUUGGUAGCAGGAAUGGGUGCCACAAUCCUGCAGCAAGUCGGGGGCAGCAAUGCUCCCUGGGAGAGACUCGAUUGGUCAGGUCAGGCCAGAGAAAAGCGCCAAAAGGCCAGUGUCCCAGGACACAGCCCAAGACAAGGGCCUACAAACAUUUCUUGCCUAGGUUGUUUAUUUGAGUUUUUCAUACUAUAAAUAUUUAAGGUGAUUUACUUUAUUUUAAUAAUUUAACUUACCAGCCCCCCACCCCCAAAAGCCCUUAAGGUAAUUUAUUAGAGGUUUUCUUGCCGCUGGGACAUUGUGGGGCUUGUGACACCGUGGAGUCCCCCACCUAGCUGAGGCUGCUCAGCACCAGGCUCAGAUGGCCUGGUUUCGUCAGAAGGGCCCUUGGCAGACCUGGGGCUCUGCACCUUGUGACCCCAGUGCCACUGGCCAUUUAGUCUCAGAUCACUACAUUUUACUCAUCACCUGGUACUUGGCCUGGCCUCUACAGGCCAGACUGUAAAUACUUCAGACAAAGCGUAGGCCAGAAUGAUGUCACCACUCCCCAGACACCCUCCAUGAUCCUUCUCACCCCUCCCGUCCCUCCAACACCUUUUCUCCCGAGUCAAACAAAGAUGACCGGAGCUGCGAGCACAGCGACCCUCCACGUUCGCCACGUGGGACCUCACAGGAAAACAGGAUGGACUUGUAGAAUGUUGUCUACCGCAGCUUUGCACAUGGAUCUGAGAGUGUCUACCAGCCCUUCUCUUAGCCUUAUAGCCACUUGCGGCUCUUCUUCUAGCCCCAGCUCCACUGCCUGCCCCUUCCUGCGCCCCUAGGAGUCGCCUGAGCCACACCAGUGUAACUCAGACCACAGUAUCGGGAGCUCACAUGCCUCCCCUUGGUGCCAAUGAACCAAUUUCAGUUGUGCUCGGGAUGUGCUGCCCUCCGGUUCCUGGCUGGGGAUCUGGACUCAUCUAAGGAUGGAUUGGUGUCGUGCCGAGUUCCCCAUCAGAAAGGCAGAGAGCCAGCUGCACAGCGCGUUUCCUCCAGACGAGGGAGAUGCCUCCACGCUCCCACCUACCAGUUUCCAGGCUACCUUUUUUGGGGACACCUGGAACAGUUACCCAAAGCCCCACGACCCCAUUCCCUAUGGGCAGUAUACCAGGGUCAGUCCAUCCCACCAGCUGUUGCCUCGUGUCCUAGUGACUUGCAUGGGCAGAGUCAGCAGGCCAGUGGACCUUGGGCCGGGUCCCUCCAGGAUGCUACUGCUCUCCUCCAAGAGGUCAGAGGCCCCUCUAAGGUUAUCUCCAGCUGAGGGGACCACGCCAGGCCACAAGCCACCAGAGGCCUUCUGCCACCUCCCAGAGCUGCUGAGAGCCAGGGAGGCUUGAAGAAAAGUCCCCAUAGACCUGAACCCCAGGGCUUAGGGGCCACUCAGCCUUACCAUCGUCUCCCAUCUGGGUCGUUUUGCGUUUCCGCUGUCUCAGCACCUGGCCCCCCCAUGGCCCCCAGCAGGUGUUGCAAGCUCCAAGUCUUGGUUUUCAGUCCCUGUUUCUAACUCUUGCUUUGCCACUGUGCAAGGCUCUUGUCACUGUCCCCAUAGAAGCCCCCGGACAUAGGGCUUGAUGGGGUUGAACAUGUUACAUGUAAAUAUUGGUUUGGUUUGAUCUUUAGCAUUUUACUUGGUAACUGGUUCUGUUUUCUUUUUUGGGGGGUGGAAGGGUUGGUAUGAAAAUCUCUCUACUCUUUCGAAAUGUAAUUUCUAAGUUUGUUUGUUUCUUCAAAUGCCUUUUAUGUCUUGGUAACAUUCCCAAAGCAGAAAACUGCCUGGCCUACAUGGGGCGCUCCCCUGGAGGCCUGGGGUCAUGGGAAGGAGCACUGCCCUUCCUCCCAAUCCAUCCUCUUUCUGUCCACCUCCGCCUUUCUCCUCCUUUUCCUUCAGCUCUCUACCUCCUUUUUCCCCAUCUCUCUUUCUCUCUUAGCCAAUGUCCCAAGGAACCUUGGGGUCCCCGUCCUCUAAUAGAUUGCCUGGCUUGAGCCCAUAGGGUUGACACAGAUUGGCUGGGGGCAUGAGGGUGAGUUACAUAAUUGAAACUAAGCUAGGUCUCACCUUUUCCCAGGGCUAAACCAAAUUAGACCACCUUGGAGACAAUGGUGAAGGGUUUUGAAAUGAAAUUCAGAGCCCUUGGGACCCCCUGACUGAACAAGGCAUCAGAAUCCAUUUCCUUUGCUCUGUAGCCUUCCUUCCAGUCCUUAUCCAACCAAGGCCUAUUCUCAAAUCGGGCUCUAUCUCUUGGCCUCUCCAGGGAUAGUCAUCUACCAGCUGGCCUCCAGGUGACAAAGUACUCCAAAGACUUGGCCUUCUGGAUACCACUAUGCCACUUAUGAACCUUUCAUGGAUAUAUCCAUCACUCAGCUCACUCAGCUUUGUCUUUUGCCCCAAGACCACCAGGCUCUUCCUCUUCCCCACCCACCCAGAACGGAACCAGUUCCAGACGUAACUGUCCACUAGCUCCCUCUUGUCAUAACAGCCACCCCUCACACCAUCCUCCCUGGAGUACUUCACUGUUUGAAAGUCACAUCCUCAAACCCCUCUCCUCAGGUCUCUCAAGGGCAACUCUUAAGAGGCGGUUUUGACAAGACAGGGCUUAAUGCUCCUUCUGCCAGUGUGAAAACAGAUAAAGUUCUCAUACCGGAGCCUGGAGCCAGGAAGUCAUCACUUUUACAGCUGGACUCUUUCUGUACAAACUCACUGGGACGCUGGCUAGAUUCAGGGCAUCCCAAAUUUGCCACUGCCAAACCCAGAGGCAAGACUUGCAACUCUCUAGACCUUUGUGUUCCAGAGGGUAUCCAGGGACCUGCUACAUCUGAACCUCUGAGAGCAUGUUCAAAGUGCAGAUUCCUAGGCCUGACCAUAACCGUCUGGACAGAGGACCUUCGGGUUUAGCUCUGGGGGAGAUCCUUAAGGACCAGUGACCACAGCGUUUACAUCCACAGGUCCGGCCAUUCGUGGCUCUUGCAUUGUGAGCCAGUGCUCGUGGUGUGGGCUCUUGACAAGAGCCCUGAGCGUUAAGCUGGGAUACUGAGGAUGUGUGUGUGCAUGCGUGUGUGUGUGUGUGUGUGUGUGUGUGUGUGUGCGUGUGUGUGCGUGUGCGUGUGCGUGUGUGUGUGUUGGGGGGGUCCUCAACCAAACUCUGCUUUGAGGAAAUUACCCCAAGGAUUUCCAAAGGACACCCAAACCAGUCUUCCACCUUAGGCAGAUGUUUCAUAAAAUAACAAAGCCAGAAAGCUGAGGCUGAUGGCACAGCCCUUUAAUCCCAGCUACUCAGGAGGCUGAAACAGGAUUGGGUCAAGUUCAAAUCCUGUUUGGGCUACAGCUCAUGGUCGGUCUGGGCAGUUUUCUGAGGCCUUGUCUCAAAAUAAGGAUUUUAGAAAGUGCUAUGUAGCUCAGUGGUAGACACUUACUCCACAUGUGUAAGGCCCUGGGCUCUUUCCCUGGUAUUGGAAGACAAAGAAAACUAGAAAAUCAAAGGGUGAGGAGGACUGGAGACGUAUAUCUCAGUAGUAGAGCACUUGCCCAGCAUAUGAAAAAGGGAAAAACAAUCUUUCCCCAGUCUACCCGCUAUCAUCCCCGUAAUUACAAAUUUAAAUUGUACACCCCCCCCCACCCCCCCGCUUUUUGUUUGUCUGUUUUUGUUUUUAGACACGACUGUGCUAUGUAUCCCUGGCAAAUCUGGAAAUUGCUAUGUAGACCUUAAACGUGGUAAUUCUGCCUUUGCCUCCCCAAGUUUAAUUAAUUAAUAAUUAAUAGCCAUAUACCAUCAUACACAACCUGAAACUUCAUUCUUGAGUUUCCUGGCAGCCACGGUAAGAGAAGAAGCAUAUCAUGUUUUUAUCAUUUCCCGCAGUCAGUCAUGUGAGCCAUCAGUCAUGUGAGCGAUGAGCAUAUAUGCUCUGAGAGACAAGCUAAUGUGGAGCAUGAGUUCUUUCCUCGAAGACACGGGAGCUGGUUGGUGUUUUACCAAUAAAGCAUGUUUCCCAGGUGACUAUUUAUAAAAUAAUAAACUGCCACCAGCUUGAAUGACCUUGGCCAAAUCACAUAGCUAGUCCUUUUGUGCUUCAGUUUCCCCAGCUAUAAAGUGGUGGCUAUGGUAAUGACCAAAUGCACCAUGCCUGCUCAUCCCCCAAGAAAAGCUGAAGCUCUGUACCAAUCUGAAUUAUAUCUGACCGCACUCGUUAUAGCCAUCGAGCCCCUCAGUGCCCUGGCUCCAGUGGUGGCACGUACCUCCUUCUCUCAUUGGCCUUAAAAUAAAUAGAAGGGGACCACAGGAGAAUCUCAACUAAUCCGCUCACAUUUUAAAACGCUGUUGUAGUCCUUUUAAGUGUGUGUGUGUGUGUGUGUGUGUGUGUGUGUGUGUGUGUGUGUGUGUGUGCUGGGAAUGAGACUGAGCAUGUGAGACAAGCACUUUACCACUCUGCUACAUCUUCAACACCUAAGAGGCUUUUAGAAAAUUAAUUUAUUUUGAGAAAGUGUCUCCUCUGUCAUCAGUUGGCCUCCAACUCACUGUGUAACCAAGGAUGAACUUGAACUCCUGAUCUUCCUCUCUCUCUCUCUCUCUCUCUCUCUCUCUCUUACUAUUCCCCCCCCCCCCCCCCCCCCAUUGGCAUUUGCCAUAACUCCUGACCUUAAGUGUCUUUUGUGAACAUUCACAAUAUUGUGUCACCAGUACUAUUCCCAGAACUUUUUCUUGGCCCCGGACUGAAACUGCACCCCCUCAUAAUAAUUAAUAACUGACCCCUAAACAAUAAUCCCUGCCCCUGCCCCAGGGCUGGAUGACCUCUGCUCUGCUUCCUUCCUCUUUGCACUGGCCUGUUUUAGGUACGUGUGUAGACAGAACCCAGCGUUUAUCCAUCAUGUUUCCCCCCUGCGUGCUUUACACGUCGAGAAGGGAGUGGCUUGUCCAAGGCCUCGCAGCAAGGCAGAGGCACAGCCACCAGCGCAUCCAGGGCUCCUGACUCCUGGAAGAUUCCACACAUAGUGCAUGAAGCAUGCUGGGGGAGGGGGUCGGCUGACUCCCCGUCUUCCCACCUCACACCCACCCCUCCAUCAUCAUCCAGAGCUUCCCCACAUAGCUUCCACUUCUUAGCUGGUUUCUGCCACCCGGUGAAGCAAUCCUAGCCUAGAACCAGGUUUUCUUCUCUGGGACCCUGGGAUUUCUGUAGCACCAGCCCUCAGCCCUCCUGUAUCCUCUGGUACACUCUUCCCUCUUUUGUAUGGAAUUUUGUCUGACCUGGAAAUCCCCUCCCUGUCCCUACAAACUCACAUCCCCACCCCCAUCAGGGGAUUGCCCUGUCCAGUUUUUCUUCCAAUUCCAAGGUUUUCUCUCAGAUCUGGAGUUAUCCAGUCUUGUGUUUAUUUUGUAUUUUUUCCUCACUAGAGGCAUCCCCUUUGUUCCGUGCAUCAUGCAAUGCCACCUCUUCCAGCCUCCUCAUCAGACUCACCCCAGCCCAGAACACCCCCAGUCCCAUCCCACUCUCUGGCUGCUGCCUUCCCUGCUCCUCCCAGUAGCAGCCAGGUCACCUUCCUCUGGGAGGAUGCAUAGUGGACAUGGACCCAAUGUUCACUUUUGGGUCUUCUCUUCCCUCUCCCCGCUCUUGGUGGCCUUGGUAUAAAGCAGAAGGUUGACUUCUCUUUCUUUGGUUUUGUGUCCCUCUGUCCAUCCUGUCCCAUCUGUCCAUCCCUAGCCUUCACCUCCCAGCUCGUCUUGGCAGACCCUCACCCUUUUGAACCAACAGCAUUUGCAGUUUGCAGAAUCCACAGACCCAGGAAAGGGGGCUGAGGGCAUGAUCCUGGGCCCCCGUCCCCGCUCAGGGCUCCUCUACUGUCUGACCACUUUCCUUCCUCACCCUCCUGGGAACCUUCUCUUCCCUUUGUCUACCCCAUUGAUUCUGUGCCCACCCCCCUUUCCUACCCUUCACCAGCUCCCUGGACCUUAGGGAAGAUUCUUCGGUUUCCUCUGAAAAUCCUGGAAGACUGAGGCAGUCAGAGUCUGGAUUACUUGUCACACCACAUCCAAAGCCACCGUUGCCACUUCUGUCAAGAGAGACCUCAGCUGGCAGUCUGGAAACCUAUCCCAAGUUUUAUGGUCCUCCCAGGAGCACCAGGAUGACCCUAUGGGCUUCAAACAUCCUUUGCGUUUUGGGGUCCUGAGGCCUCGACUGGAUCCUCUGGGCCCUGGCACCCCGGCUCUUCUCUUGGCUCUGCCAUUGAUCUCUGUGCCUUAUUUUACUUCUCUGCACAGGGGGGCUCACCCACCACAACAUCAUUCCUAGCAUCUGUCUAGAUCUUUCGGACCUCUGCAGCUGGGCCUUGCCAACAUGGCUUGCCUUAGGAGUACCAGGUUGCCAAGGCAACUGGGGGCAUCACUGGAGACUAGUGUCUCUCAAACUCUCUCCCAGCAGUAGAGCCCUCACCAGCAAGGUUGACAGAAGUGCAGAUUGUUGGCCCCAUCCAAGACCCCCUGGAGCCAGUCCAGCCAGCUGGGGUUUGAAAGGGCCUCCAGGUCAUUCCGAUGUAGACAAGUUUGCCAACAACGUUGUCCCAUACAGCUGUCCACUCAGCUCGGGCAGUAAUUGGGCCUGGCCUGGGCCAAGAACAAUGGAAAACAACCUGAACUCUAGAUUCAGGGCCUCAGCCCAUCCACCACCCACCCCCACCCUAACCAAACAUCACUGUAGCAUCUCCUAUUUUUGGAAGCUGGGAUGGAGAGACAGCCCUGCAGCUUUCCUAUUACCUCCUUGGUUCCAUUUCCGCCCAGCUCACCAUCCCCCACUAAUUUGGAUUUUGAGGAAAUCUGCGUAGGAGGUCACAGAGGCAGGAGGCAAAAAGGACCCUUUUUUUUGUUUUUCCUCUGGAAUCCUCACCAUUGCCAGAGGGCCUCUAUCCAAAGGGAAGAAACCUGCUGCAAGAAGAGACUCCCCAGCCCCCUCCCCAUCAGCAAGCACUCCCACACCACAUCCUUCUCCUCCCAAUCCCAGGGAGACCAGCAGACAGUGCCAAAACCCAGCUCCAGACCCCAGCACCUGGGAAAGAGCUAGAAACUGCCUCUCCUCCUCAUCCUGCCUCCCCUCCCCCAUCUGGCCAAUACUGUGAAGCCCCUUCCUGCUCAUCCCAGUUUCCUGGGGAGGGUCCUGCAGUCGUGGGCCCUGGGGGACCCCUCAGGAGGGAAGGGACCAAGGGCAUCCUUGGGCCAACUAUCCACCUCCCCCUUCCACUAUUCUCCUCUCCUCCUCCUCCUCCUCCUUCUCCUCCUCUUCCUCCUUCCAUUACCCCCACCCCCCUUUCUGUCUUUAAAGGCUCCUUCCUGGGAUGGAUUGGGUGACAGAGAACAGCAGUCUAGUCCACCAGCUCUCCUCGCCCUGUGUCUUAUUUCAGACAUGAGAACUGUACAGUGUAAACUUACAAAGUGUUUUUAAUGGUUGUAGAUUGGAAAUAAAGUAUGUCAUAUAAACAUU
Molecule: messenger RNA, 12785 nt
Organism: Peromyscus maniculatus bairdii (prairie deer mouse)
Lineage: Eukaryota; Metazoa; Chordata; Mammalia; Rodentia; Cricetidae
Source: RefSeq, a predicted model, not a curated record